Molecule: messenger RNA, 1110 nt
Organism: Adineta steineri
Lineage: Eukaryota; Metazoa; Rotifera; Eurotatoria; Adinetida; Adinetidae
Source: the annotation of a GenBank genome assembly
AUGGCAAACCAAAAAGAUGAUGUCAAUGAUUUAAACUUAAAUGUUAUGAGUAAAGAAACAACAAGUUUAGAAAUAUUAAACCAUAAAAACGAAGAAAUAAAUGAUGAUAAUGAUAAAUAUGCAGUUGAAGAGGUAGAAUCCGAUUCCAAUACAAAAGAUUUGUCAAAUAUCGAACAAUUAAUAUGUGCACCCGAUUCUGAAAAUAUCAAUCAACGAAUACAUGCAGAAGAAGUUUCAACAGAUCAGUAUGAUGCUUUAUUACAUCCACCCGAUGGAUCUACUAAUCUCAUUGAUGAGACAAAUGGCACUCAUACAGACAGUGUUGAUCAAUAUCAAUGUAUUAAAACACGACUACCUGAAGAUUGUCAUUUCCCUGAUAGUGUAUUCAAAUUGAUUCGUGGUCAAAAUCAACAAGAAGUGAUCAAUAUUCUUUUAAAAGUUGAAGAGGAAAAAGAGAAGAUUUGGUCAGGUAUAGAUAAAAAAUAUACAAAUAUACCGAUAACAAAACGAAUAUCGUCAAAAAUGUAUAGAGAGUUCAAGAAAGCAUAUAAUUGGUAUUUAUCUAAAGAAUAUUCGACACAAGCAAAAUCGGUGCAUGAUGCACAAACAAUAUUAGGAAAUUUAUCAUCUGGUAUUCUUAUUCUUAACAAGAACAAUCAGAUAUUGGGAGUACAAAAUCAUUAUGGAACUUGGAGUGCUCCGAAAGGUCAUCCAAAAAUCAAGGAUGAUGGUACAUUAGAAAUUCCAUUGGAAACAAUAUUGCGGGAGUUAUUUGAAGAGCUUUUCAUUGAAUUUGAAGAAGAUAAAACUCAAAUAACAAUUAACAAAAAUAAUAUUGAUCAGCAUCUUGAUUUAAACAAAGAUAACUUUGUCGGAUGUGGUUUUAAUAGUAGAACAGACAUUGAUGAUGGAAUACGACAUAUUGGUCUUUUAGCUGUUCGUGCCGAUGAAAAGAAAUGGAAGUUUAGUUUAAAGGAUAACAAAGAAAAUAAGGAUUGGGCAUGGUUAAAUAUCGAUGAUAUUAUUCGUCAUCGGCCUGGAAACAGACACGACAAAUACCAUACGCUACGUCCGUUCGCUCAAUAUUUAAAAAACAAUCCAAUGUUUUAA